GCACAAUUCAGUUUAUUUCCACGCCUACCCCCAGAGGUUCGCCACCAGAUAUGGCUCGAAGCUCUCUCCAAACACUCCGAACCCGGCGAGGCCCCGCUCUUCUACUUCAAAAAGGGCUGCUGGCGCUUCCGAUAUCUUAAACCCGGAGAAGAGGGGUGGGAGCCCGGGGACAACAACUUGUACCUCGGGUUUGAACAUGAACGUCUCGACCCCCUGAGAUAUGACCACCCCUUGUUCCACGUAAACUGGGAAGCCCGCAGCGCUGGUCGGCUCUGGGCCAGGUCUCGCGGAGUAAAGGAAGACGCCCCCCUUCUGAUGACCCGGUCAUUCGACAUUGACCGCGAUACGCUUUACGUAUCAGGGGGAGAGCUCGGCGAUCUCAUUGCCGAGCCAAUAGAAAAGCCCUGGGAAGAGGAAAUAUUUGAAAUGUUCAGCACCAAUGGCCCGUUCUGGCGCUCGCUGGCGCUUCCGUUUUGGUUGCUAAGGGAUAAUCCGACUGAGAUGGCGGAGCUGUCUAUGGGAUAUGACAAAAUAAGCGUAAUAUAUGUUAUU
This is a messenger RNA of Aspergillus versicolor CBS 583.65, 552 nucleotides long. Its product is annotated as 2EXR domain-containing protein. NCBI's taxonomy places the organism in Eukaryota, Fungi, Ascomycota, Eurotiomycetes, Eurotiales, Aspergillaceae. The transcript has a single exon. The record is from RefSeq and is a predicted model, not a curated record. The annotation marks the transcript as partial.